Messenger RNA from Capsicum annuum, 2959 nucleotides. RefSeq names its product sulfate transporter 1.3. Lineage: Eukaryota; Viridiplantae; Streptophyta; Magnoliopsida; Solanales; Solanaceae. The coding region runs from base 570 to 2552 and encodes 660 amino acids. The transcript is spliced from 14 exons. Gene Ontology annotation, cellular component: membrane. The record is from RefSeq and is a predicted model, not a curated record. Gene Ontology annotation, molecular function: secondary active sulfate transmembrane transporter activity. Gene Ontology annotation, biological process: transmembrane transport.
UUUUCUACUUUAUUCUUUCUUUAUGUGGAUUCCUGCUUAUAUAUUAGUUUAUGCAAAAAAUUAGCUAACUUCAACAUGACAAGGUGUAAAAGGCCUUUUUAAGAUGUCCACAUCAAAUGUUCCUUCUGAUCUUGGAAAUGGAGAAACAUCACUAUUUUUGAAAUUCUGUAUCCCGCCAUUUGAAAAGACUAUGCACUAAGCUCCCGUUAUUCAGUGGAUCAGGGAAGGACCAAACCACUUUGAGUUUACUGUAUUGCUAAAUAUUUACCAGACAGAAAAGAAUAUAUCCCUUGAAACGUUUAGCUGCUAUUUUUUCAUUUUUGUUUGUCAGUCUUGUCUUUAAAAUCUAUCAUGUUCAACGUGCUUUCGAGAAAUAAUAAUACGAGUCGCUAAAAAUUCCAAACCUUGAAGCUCUAACUUUCUGAUGAUGUAUAUAAGUGACAAGCAAGAACUUUCCGAUCAGUACUCUAAAAUACGAGGUUUCAAAGUUAUCUUAUGGUAAUAUAGCUAUCCUUCAGUUUCUGCAUGCAUGUAAUUUGAAAUGGUUAAUUAGACCAUUAUAAUCUAAGAUGGGUCGAUCUAGCGUUGAGGCAAUAGAUACAAAAGAAAUGGACUACCGAAGUUUAUCAUCCUCGGAACACGAACAACCACCAUACAUGCACAAGGUUGGAGUUCCACCUAAACAGAACCUAUUCGAUGAAUUUAAGACUAAUGUGAAGGAAACAUUGUUUUCAGAUGAUCCUCUACGUCCCUUUAAGGAUCAGCCAAGGUCUCGUAAGUUUCUCCUUGGUUUGCAGGCGGUAUUUCCCAUACUAGAUUGGGGUAAAAGCUAUAAUGUUUCCAAAUUCAGAGGCGAUCUUAUUGCUGGUCUCACUAUUGCAAGUCUCUGCAUUCCUCAGGACAUUGGAUAUUCGAAGCUUGCAAACUUAGCUCCUCAGUAUGGGCUAUACUCCAGUUUUGUUCCACCUUUGGUUUAUGCCUUAAUGGGUAGCUCGAGAGAUAUAGCCAUAGGACCUGUUGCUGUUGUAUCCCUAUUGCUUGGGUCUCUCCUCAGCAGUGAAAUCGAUCCAACCAAAAAUCCAAUUGAAUACAGGAGGCUUGCAUUUACAGCUACCUUUUUUGCUGGCAUUACCCAAGCUGCCCUUGGAAUCCUAAGAUUAGGAUUUUUAAUUGACUUCCUAUCACAUGCUGCUAUUGUUGGUUUCAUGGGUGGUGCGGCCAUCACUAUUGCCCUCCAGCAACUUAAAGGUUUUCUUGGCAUCAAGAAGUUUACUAAGAAAACUGAUAUCAUUUCGGUGAUGAAAUCAGUAUGGCAUUCAGCCCACCAUGGAUGGAACUGGCCGACAAUUCUCAUUGGAGCAAUCUUUUUAACGUUCCUUUUGUUCGCGAAGUACGCUGGAAAGAAGCAUAAAAAGCUCUUUUGGGUACCUGCAAUUGCUCCUCUAAUCUCUGUCGUUCUUUCCACCUUCUUUGUCUACAUAACCCAUGCUGAAAAACUAGGAGUAGAGAUUGUGAGACACAUUGAGAAAGGAAUCAAUCCUCCUUCUGUCGAGGAAAUAUAUUUCACCGGCAAUUAUCUCCUAAAAGGGAUCAAGAUUGGUAUUGUAUCUGGCAUGAUCGCUUUGACGGAAGCUGUUGCAAUCGGAAGAUCAUUUGCUUCAAUGAAAGACUAUCAGUUGGAUGGAAACAAAGAAAUGGUGGCACUUGGAACAAUGAAUGUUGUUGGCUCCAUGACAUCAUGCUAUGUGACAACAGGUUCCUUCUCUCGUUCAGCAGUAAAUUGCAUGUCUGGAUGCCAAACUGCAGUUUCCAACAUUGUUAUGUCUAUUGUUGUGUUCCUGACAUUGUUGUUCUUAACCCCUCUUUUUGAGUACACUCCGAAUGCAAUCCUCUCUGCCAUCAUUAUCUCUGCUGUCGUUGGAUUAAUAGACUAUGAAGCAACAAUUUUGAUUUGGAAGAUCGACAAAUUUGAUUUUGUUGCUUGCAUGGGAGCAUUUUUUGGUGUGGUUUUCGCCUCUGUCGAGAUAGGCCUUAUAAUUGCUGUCUCCAUAUCAUUUGCUAAGAUUCUCCUCCAAGUCACAAGACCCCGAACAGCUCUUCUUGGAAAGAUCCCUAGGACAAAUGUAUAUAGGAACAUUCAACAAUAUCCCGAGGCAACACAAGUUCCCGGUGUACUAAUUGUGAGAGUUGAUUCUGCGAUCUACUUUUCAAAUUCUAACUACAUGAAAGAGAGGAUAUUGAGAUGGCUAACGGAUGAGGACGAGCAACUAGAAUCCAAUAACCAACCUAAAAUUCAGUUCUUGAUAGUUGACAUGUCACCUGUGACUGACAUUGACACUAGCGGCAUCCAUGCAUUUGAAGAGUUGCACAGCAGCCUACAAAAGAGAGAGGUUCAGCUUGUUCUCUCGAAUCCUGGAAGAGUAGUGGUUGACAAGCUGCAUGCAUCUGAUCUCGUGAAUCAAAUUGGCGAGGACAAGAUCUUUCUCACCGUCUCAGAUGCUGUCCUGACCUGUUGCUCAAAGUCCCCUAAGUCCCCGGAAGAUGUAGUCUAAAGUUGUAAUUGUAAUACACCAUGGAAACUCACCUAUGCUUGAACGUCCAGACAUAUAUAGCCGAGAGAAGUUGUCUAAUGUCGACUUGGAGAAAGAAAAAUCAGCCAAUAGAACGAACUUGCAUAUAUAUUUUAAUGUAGAAUGAGUAGACGAGAUGACCUUGGGAAAAAUGGUCCAUAAGCCAAUUGGGUUGUUAGAGUUGUCUGUAUGUUAGAUUUGUUAACUACCUGUUGGAUUGUAUAGGUCAAAACUUUCUUCUCGAUGAGGCUUUGUUGAAAUUAAGCAAUGUUGAACUUACCAGGUAUAUAUGCAUGUGAUUCCAGUAUACCAUUCACCGUGAAUGGUAUACCAAGAAUGUGUUUGUCAAUGAAUCAAUUAAAUGGGGCUCAAACAAAUUUACUUGGGGA